GCACGGUACCAUGCAGUCCCUAGAAGGUUUUCCUACAUCAAUCAAUGGUUCAAAUACCUGCUGUGUUUAGAGAACUUCAUUUUCCUCCUCACUGGUGCAAUCUUCCUUGUAUUCGGUGUGAUCGCCUUCGUGGAAUCUGGUGGUAUUCCAAAGGGUUCUACAGUAACGGCGCUACAGUGGCUUUUCAACCUGACUGUUCUAUGUAUUGGCGUGGGGAUUAUCACUCUGUUCGUUUCGAUGGCUGGUUUUAUGGGUUCGUUACGUGAGAAUCGCUGUUUCUUAAAAUUUGUAAGUUGUUCUCAUCUCUUUGAUUUAUCUAUCUCCAUCCUUAGUACUACAUAGUGUUGACCGUGUUAUUUUUGGUCGAAGUCGUUUGUUGUGUUUUGUUCUUUAUCUAUCGCGACACUGCCAUAAGAAAACUCGAGGAUCUCAUACGGAUUACUUUUGUCACGCAAUAUCGAGAACCAGGAUUUGAAGACACAACCAACUUCAUGGAUUUCAUUCAAAAGGAGCUUCGUUGUUGUGGCCCUAAAACCUACACAGAUUGGACCGCCAACCGAUAUUUUUCUUGCAACCAGACAAACACUAGUCCGGAAGCCUGCGGUGUUCCGUAUUCUUGCUGUCGGCGAAUGAACAACAUAAAUGAAUACGUCAUCAAUCUGUCCUGCGGAUUUGGUGUCCAGAAGUUGUCUACUCCUCUAGCCAGUGGUCAGGUUUGGACUAUAGGUUGUGUACAGGCAAUCGUAACUUUCGUCGAGGUCAAUAUUGUCCCCGUAGCUGGUGCUCUCAGCGGAAUCGCAGCACUGCAGUUGGUGGCUAUUCUCUUGGCGAAGACUCUCCACACGCAAAUUGGUGAUCAGCUCCGCCUUUUGCGACAAGAAUCCCUCGGUUUAUGAUUCGUGCAUUCACCGUGGAGGGACACAGCGGACUCGGCAUCCAGGGAUCGAUACGGAUGAAUAAAAAAGUGUGCAAUCCAUCAUUUUGCAACAUAAUUUGAGAAUUCCUAUCUCCCUAACUUACUUCCGCAUGAACACCAGGUCUUUCGUCCGCUUGUCGUAGGACCUAUUCUUUGACUUUUAUCGAUUUUUCACCGCUCAGAUUGUUGUAUUACUGUUCAAAAACAAGAAAAAUGAUAAUCUCUUUAUGCAUGCGUUUCUGGUUUGUUUUGCAAGUGUGAAUUUUUGCAUUCCAUUCGAUACACCCUCUUGUAUGGUUUGUGGAGCGUGUUUGAGUAUGUUUUUUGGGGCUUCGAGUAUGGUUUUAAAGGAGGUCUCGUUUAGAAAUCUUCCGAUUCGAUUGCUUCACACGCCUUUUUGAUAGUCUUCAUACUCGUUCACACCUCCCAUCACAUUUAUCUUCUGUCCGGCUAACCACUGGCUAUUCAAUGGCUUUACGCGCUUUUUCACUACUUAUAACGCCUUCCGUCACUUGUGUCCUUAAAAUUGACCCUCUUAGGCGUUUACUUUCAAUGCUUGUUCGUCUCUUACUCUCUUUAUGGACAAAACCGUCAUCGCCAGAGCCAUCUUACCCGCGGUACACGGUUC
This is a messenger RNA of Opisthorchis viverrini, 1544 nucleotides long. RefSeq lists its product as hypothetical. The transcript has 5 exons. NCBI's taxonomy places the organism in Eukaryota, Metazoa, Platyhelminthes, Trematoda, Opisthorchiida, Opisthorchiidae. Gene Ontology annotation, cellular component: membrane. The coding region runs from base 492 to 896 and encodes 134 amino acids. The record is from RefSeq and is a predicted model, not a curated record.